Molecule: messenger RNA, 1995 nt
Organism: Cyphellophora attinorum
Lineage: Eukaryota; Fungi; Ascomycota; Eurotiomycetes; Chaetothyriales; Cyphellophoraceae
Product: putative oligopeptide transporter
Exons: 1
Coding region: 1-1995 (664 amino acids)
Cellular component (GO): fungal-type vacuole membrane
Molecular function (GO): oligopeptide transmembrane transporter activity
Source: RefSeq, a predicted model, not a curated record
AUGGCGCCCGAUAGAGGAACAACGCCUCAUAGCCAGACAUCAACACCACGCGAGAGCUCGGAUUUGUCAGAAGAUCAUGAGUUGUCAGACACAUCAUCGCCAGGAGGGCAGGGGCCAGCAGUUGGUGACGCCGACGAUGAUUUAAGUCGCACACGAUCAGAUCAUGCAUGUUAUGGCAGUACGGUAGAUGCUGACUCGCCUCUCGACGGGACGAACUUCACUUUGCGAGGUCUGUUAGUAGGAACCGGAAUCGGGAUUAUCAUCUGCUUUUCCAACACAUACUUCGGCCUCCAGACAGGAUGGGUCUCUGGAAUGGCGAUGCCGGCAUCCUUGAUGGGCUUCGCGGUAUUCAAGUCCAUUUCGAGGAUCCUAACGUUGCCAUUCACACCUGUGGAAAAUGUGCUCGUCCAAACUGUGGCUGGAGCAGUCGGCACGAUGCCACUUGGUAUUGGCUUCGUAGGCGUCAUUCCAAGUCUGCAAUUCUUGCUCAAAGAAGAUGAGGGAGCGCCGCUUGACUUCAGUCUAUGGCGCCUGAUCGUCUGGGGCAUCGGUCUGUGCCUCUUCGGUGUGGCAUUCGGCAUGCCGUUGCGAAAGCAAGUCAUCAUUCGGGAAAGGCUAAAGUUUCCGAGUGGCACAGCAACGGCAUUGAUGAUUAGCGUACUACAUGGUGGCACUAGUCAGGGCGAUAAGCAAAGCGAUGGAAUUCGUACGCAAGGCACAGAAGAACGUGAGCAGCUUCUCAACGAAAAUGAGCAUGAAGACACAAACGAAGGCAAUGAGCGUGAUCAGCGAGCAGAUUGGAAGGCACAAAUCAAGAUGCUCCUGCAAGCUUGUGCAGGCUCGGGUCUCUAUACGCUCAUCCAGUAUUUUAUUCCGAUACUGCACAAGCUCCCAAUCUUUGGCAUGUACCUGGCCAAAACCUGGGUCUGGACACUCAAUCCGUCUCCGGCAUAUGUCGGUCAGGGCAUAAUCAUGGGACCGGCGACUACGCUGCACAUGCUGCUUGGUGCGAUAGUCGGCUGGGCGGUACUCAGUCCAGUUGCGAAGAGCAAUGGCUGGGCUCCCGGCGACGUCAACGACUGGGAGACUGGUAGCAGAGGUUGGAUCGUCUGGGUCAGUCUAGCGAUCAUGCUUGCAGAUGCAGUUGUCAAUCUUGGCUGGCUUCUACUGCGCCCAGCCAUCCACUAUGGGCCAGAGCUCGUUCGCGUGGUUCGACAACAGUAUCAACAGAAUCGACCUUGGGCAGACCUCCUAAAGAAGCCGAACAAGUAUCUUGCGCUCGACGGAGCUGACGACCAUGGGAAGUCCUCGUCAACAGAUCCACCGGACGAUGCACCACCACAUCACCUGGUUCCCAACAGUACUAUCGCGUGGUUUUUACCAUUGACCAUGAUCAUAUGUGUCGUCUGCGUCCACAUCACAUUCGGCGAGUACAUCUCCAUACCACUCAACAUUCUCUCGCUGCUCCUCUCCCUUGUCUUGGCCAUCAUGGGCGUUCGCGCCCUGGGCGAAACAGAUCUAAACCCAGUCUCCGGCAUCAGCAAGCUCACUCAACUGAUCUUUGCCGCCAUCGCGCCUUCCCGCAAUGCUGUCAUCAUCAACCUCAUUGCCGGCGCCGUCAGCGAAGCUGGUGCUCUCCAGGCAGGCGAUAUCCUUCAAGACCUCAAAGCCGGCCACCUCAUCGGCGCGAGCCCCGUGCACAGUUCUACGGACAAAUCAUCGGCAGUCUUGUCGGCGCCUUCGUUUCUGCCGCCGUCUACCAGCUCUAUGUAUCGGUCUACCCUAUCCCAGGCGACCUUUUCGCAACGCCGACAGCAUAUGUCUGGAUCUUCACAGCGCGUCUCGUCACUGGAAAAGGUCUUCCACCCAUGGCGUGGAAGUUUGCUGUCGCCUUCGGCGCCGUCUUCUCUGCCACGACGAUUUUGCGGAUCUACCUCCUCCAGUCGGAGAAAGCGUGGCACCGAAAGCUACACCCCUGGAUACCGGGAGGCAUAG